GCGCUUUUGAUUUCAACUAUUUUUUGACCCGGAAGUAAAUAUUUCGUUACCGAAUAUCUCCGAAGUAUCUCCAUCAGGAGAAUGUCUUCGAAAACUAGCCACUAAUAUCGUCCCAGUUGAGGACAAAAAUCUCUUAAAAGAAAUUUAUGAAAUGCAAGCAAGAGGACAUUCGUCCAUAUCACCCCCGGAACAAAUAAAUCAACCGAGACACGGAAAUCAGGUCUCAAACACACCUCCUCCACAAGCAACUCAGCAGUAUUAUCCCCAAGCUUUUCAACGCUUUGAAUAUAUAACAGGCCAGCAAGAUCAGUCAUUGCUGCAAUAUAAGGCAUAUGGCAGUGCCUUAAACGAACCAAGGGCACCAGGUAAUGGUGCUAGAGUUGGCAUUCCUCAAACUAACAUUCAACAACCUGCUGGUAAUUUCUAUCAACAACCAACUCAGACUAUGAGGCCUCCACAACCUCAGCAAGGCCCAGCUGCCCAGCAAGCUUUGCCUUUGCAGUAUUUUAUAAGUACACCUGCACAGCCCAGAACGAUGAGACCCCAACAGCCUAUGGCGCCAUCUACAACACUGGUCUAUAUGCCUCCACAAUCUUUUCCGGGAAAUAAUGUAGUCAUACCAGCUCCUAAUAUGUAUCAAAGAGUGCCACAGUAUCAGCAAGUUAGUUAUACCCAGUAUGCACCUACUAACUACAUGUAUUAUCAAAGUACAAAUGGAUGGCCCAAUGUUGGAAUACCCCAAGCUACAGCUAAUGCAAGACCAGAGAAUAGAGAGAAAAAAAUUUUAAGCAUUACAGAUCCUAAUACUGGAAAAGACAUCACAACAGAAAUAUUAAGUAGCAAAGGUCAUCAUGCUGAUAGUGAUGAACAUCGUGAAGAUGCUCCAACUAUGACUCCUGCUGAUCAAGAAAUACGUAAAACUUUUACAAAACUAGUAGCAGAUAGGUUAAACACACCUGAUGAAUCAAACAGUUCUUCUGCAUCAGAAACACAUUUGACUGUGCAUGUUCCUAGUGCUAUUACAGUAACUGCAACACAACCAAGUCAAUUUCAGCAAGGUAACCAGCAAGUGCCACACUCGCAACCAGCUUUAAAUUCUGGUCCAGUUUUACUUCCGCACACAAGACCUGCAUUAAUACACUCAUCAGGAUCUGCUACCCCUCCACAGGAAAUUUCGUAUGUUGUUGAUACAACUAUACCUCCCCCUAAUAUUCGCCCUCAAGCAACAGUGUACAAUGCUCAGCAACAGCAGCCACAUUUGGCCUCUCGUAUUGUACAACCCCAACCCCACCAGGCACCCCAGCAGAGAUCACAAUUGUCUCAUUCAAAUCAAGUUCAGCAGCAGUCUGCUCCCACCAUGCAAGCUGCUCAUUUGCCCCAGUCCAAUCAAAUGCCUCAAGUUACACAUACUUCAUCUAUUAAUGAUGUUACAAAACCUGUGCCUCUAAAGUCUAACACAGGUACUGAAAAGAUUGAAACAGAAACAUCAAGGGGGGACAUUCCUGUUUUCCAAGCACAGACCAUUAAAAUUGCAACUCCUUCACCCCAAAUUGAGAUCCAAUCAUCUCCAGUUCCGGAGUCAGAUUCUGAAAGUAAACCUGCAAUUUAUCCAGCUGAGCAGCCUGUUAAAGAAAAGGAAAUUUCAACAGGUGAAUGUGCUCAAACUAAUGAUGAACCUGUUUUAGAGGAAUCAUCAGUUUCCAAAGAUGGUAAAAAAAAUUCUAACAAUAAAAAGAAAAAAGAUAUCAACAGAAAAGAAAUAGCUGGUACAGAUAUGGAUGCCUUCAUUGAUUCAAGCUUACAAGUGGCUGAAACAGUUAAUUUAAGCAGUGAAUUUCAAGAAAAAGUUGGAAAAUGUGAAACUAAAAUUCAAAGCCUUCCUAUCUCAGAAAUAUCUAAAAAUAUCAAUGUAGGAAUUCGGCACAUUGAUUCUUCUAUUUGUAAUAUCGAAGGCUCAAAACAUAAUCCAGAAAUCAACAACAAUUUCAGUAAAGAUAACAUUGAAAAACAGACAGAUGUGCUUUUGCAGGUAGAGAGUAAACACAAAUUGAAGAAAAAGAAAAAGAAAAAAGGACGGAAAACACCCCCAAUUCAAAAAAGCAAACAGAGUACACCAUCUAAUGAAACAGUUGAGGCAACUUUACAUAGUGAGGAUCAGAGUUUAAAACCAACAAAUGAUACAUCUAUAACUGAGGAUAAAGAAAAUGAAACAGUGGAAUGUAUUUCUACCAAGCCUCCCAUUUCUCCACCAAUUGAUGAAAGCAAACAUGUUAAAGAUAAGGCCAUAGCAAAAGAUGUUAAAUCUUCAGAUGUCACUACUGAUACAACAACCAAAGAAAUAGUUAUUUCAUCAAGUGUAGCAACGGAUCGACAGAGUCAAAUUUUGGACAAGACACCUGAGACUGAUUUGGAGAAACCCUUGUCAGUGGAUCGUUCUAUAUCUCAAACUAUCAGUCAGCCAGUUGUGACAGAGAUUGAGCUUCCACCAGUUCAGAAUGAAGUUUUACAAAACAAUCAAACAGAAGAUAUCGAAGUACAAAACAAUGUUUUGACUAAAUCUUUAAUUGUAGAAAAAACAAAUGAAAAAAAUCUACAAAUCAAUAAAAUGACUAUUGAAAAUGACAUUUCUAAAGAACCGUUGUUUAAAAUCCCAGUUGAUGGGGAAGGAAAGAAAAAUGUCAAUGUAACAGAUAGUUCAACACCUAAUAAACCUAGUCCUGAUAGCUUGCCUAAAACUGAUGGAACAGAAGUGAGACGAUAUGACAGGGAUCAACUAAUACGAUUACGUGAUUGCCUAUUUUCCCAAACUAAGCCAAAGGGGUUGCCAAAUUUUGAAAUUAUUAUGGACAGUCCAAUUGAACCUGGUCGAAAUUCAUCAAUGGCAACAGAUUUCACUCCAAUUUUUGUUCAGUCAGCUCCCAACAAUCAGAGGCAUCCACCUUCAAUGGGAAAAACUAGUAGCAGGGGUCGACAGAGAGUUGGCGAAGCUACAAGAAUUAUAAAGCCAAUAUCAGCCAAUGAUAAACCCUUACACCAAAGUGAAAAACCAUGGAAACCUUCACCUAAACUUGUAUAUGCAGGAGAAAUAACAGAAAAGCGAAAAUCUUUGGAAUCAGAUGUGCUAUUCAUUAUGAACAGAUUGACACCAACAAAUUUUGAGCGCCUUGCUGUAGAAAUGAGAAAUUUGAAUAUACAGACAUAUGAGGAGCUCACAGACCUUGUAAAAAUAUUUUUUGAUAAGGUUACCAUGGAGACCAAAUUUGUGGAAGCAUAUGCACUACUGUGUAAAGUAAUGUCAUCAAUCAAAGUACCGCCACCUCCUGGAAUGAAAGAGAAUCAAGCAACCUUCAGAGUUGUCAUGUUGACUAAGUGUCAACAAGAAUUUGAAGCUGACAAGAGCAUUAUUUUUGAAGAUCCCGAAGAAAAGAAAAAGAAAAUUGAAUCAGAGAUGCCUGAAGGAAAUGAAAGAAAUGAGAAAAUAGAAGCCACAUUGUAUCAAAUGAAACUGAAAAGAUUGAAAUUUUAUGGCAAUAUAAGGUUUAUUGGAGAAUUAUUUAAACUUGGAAUGCUUACGGAAAACAUCAUGCAUGAUUGCAUAUAUCGACUCCUAAAAGCAAGAGAUGAUGAUUCAUUAGUUUCUCUUUGUCAACUUCUUACUACAGUGGGAUCAGUUUUAGACACAGAGAAAGCAAAAGUACGAAUGGAUCAAUAUUUUAAUCAAAUGGGAAAGAUUGCUGAAGAGCGAAAAUCAAGAAUCAAAUUCACAUUAAAAGAUGCAAUUGAUUUAAGAAAUAAUAAUUGGGUACCUCGUAAAGAACAAACAGGUCCUAAGAAAAUAGAUGAAGUUCACAAAGAUUUCCAGCAAGAGCAAUUUACAAAGCAGUUAAUGCAAUCUCAACCACCCCCACCUAGAACUGAUAUUGUGCAACCUAAUAGUCGUCGUGGAAGUAGACAGCGUCAAGAUGAUUUAAAGGCUGUUCAAGAUGAUGGAUGGAAUACAGUGGGUUCAAAGUCCCUUAGAAUAGAUGCAAGCAAAAUGAAACUAUCUAAGAAUAUAGUAGAUGAAAAUAGUAUUCAACUUGGUCCUGGUGGUGGAACCAGCAAGUUUGCCAUGUGGGGCAGGGGUAGUUUCGGUGGUUCACAACCAUCUCAAGAUGAUAGACCUGCUCCAGCUCCAUCUAACAGAUUCUCUUUACUACGUGCUGGAGGUGGCGGAGGAGCUGGGGAAGAAGAUCGCAGAAACUAUCAGAAAUCCCCAAGCCGUGGUGAUAAUGUUGCAAACAGAGGUAUCAGACAAGGACCUACAGUAGGUCAUGGCCGAGGUAAAAUUCUUUCAAGAUCCAUUACAGAAGGGGAACGAAGGGAUGCUCUUGGCAAUACAUGGCCUGCAUCUGGUGGUAGGUCUCAGAACUCAAGCAGGGAUAAUAGCUGGAAUCGUGAAGACCACAGGACAUUAGGACCUAGAGGUUCUCGAGAAAGAGAUAAUAUAAUGACUUCUAGUGAUAUAACACCUCGACCAUCUUCAGAAAACUCUGGGCCAGCUGCAGGUGGUGAUGUUGAUGAGCCAGGUAUAAAGAAAAUACACCCCCUUUCUGAAAAAGAAAUGGAACAUAAAGCAAAAACCAUUUUGGAAGAAUACCUUAGUGUUAUGGAUCUUGAGGAAGCGAAGCUUUGUUUGAAGGAAUUAAAGGGACAAGCUUAUCUAGAUAUUUUAGUCAGUGCCUGUAUUAAUGAUGUUCUUGAGAAAACAAAACAAAAGAGGGAGUUGACAGGUCAAUUUUUCCAUGAAAUGGUUAGAAACAAACUCAUUCCCCUAGACAUCUAUUUAAAAGGCCUAUCUGAAGUCUUACAGAUUGCUGAGGAUAUGGUUAUUGACAUACCUAUGAUCUGGUCUUAUCUUGCCCAAAUAAUUUCUCCUUUGCUAAUUGGUGGUUCAGUGCCUUGGUCAGAUCUUUCUCCAGCAUUGAAAACAAACAUUGAGAAAAAAUGUGCUGGAAAAUUGAUAUCAGAGAUUUUGUUAAUAGCCAAAGAAACUAAGGAUGAAACUGAAGCAGCUCAGUUAUGGCACAACAGUGGUCUAAACUGGUCAAUGUUUUUAGAAGAAUCUGAAAUUGACAAAUUUUUGCAAGACAAGAAACUGGAGUUCACCUUGGCUCCAGUGAAAGCAGGCUCACAGUCUAAAACAUCACAAGUUUUCUUUGACAGAAUAACACAGGAGAUUGAGAAAAUAGCGAAGGAGAAUGGAAAUAAUAAAGAAAUUUUAAACUAUAUUGAGAAAAAUGUUCCUCAAGAAAUGCAACAGCAGAAUGAGUUUAUUCGAGCAUUAGUAACAGCAAUAGCCAGUUCUUGUAUAACUUCCACCAAAAAACCAAGUGAUGCUAUAAAAAAUUGUAUCAAAAGUCGCAAGGAUGUUUUACAAUUGUUCAUUAAGAGCAAUGUUGAUUUAGAACUGCAAGCACUUUAUGCUAUUCAGGCAUUGAUGCAUAAAUUGGAACAUCCUUCAAAUGUUAUAGCUACCCUCUUUGAUGUUUUAAAUGAUGAAGAUAUUAUCAGUGAUGAAGCAUGUAAAAAAUGGGAACAGAGUACUGAUCCCCUUGAGGCAGAAGGAAAAGGUGCAUGCCUAAUGCAAUUGACACAGUUUUUUGCUUGGUUGAAAGAAAAUGAGGAUCCAGAAACCUCUUGAAAAUAGUUCUAAUCAUAGUCCACUUUAGUUCUGUAAUCUGCUCUUUCAAAAUGAUGUACAUAGUGAAAAUGUUAUAAGUGUUUGUAUGAUAGGCUAAAUUGCUAAUAAUAUAUAAAUCAAUUGUUUACAAUGCUAUUUAUAUGACCUCCCAUUCCAGAGUCUUGUAUUCUGCAAUUGUAAAUUGACGCAUUGGAAACAAGUGUGCUAGUCAGUAUGCUGGCCAUAGUUACUGACUGCAUGAUUAAAAAUGUUAAUAUUGAUUUAGCUUGGGUAGGAUUUUUUUUUUCUCGUGAUGUACAUAGAUGUGUACUGUGUAAAACAAAAUAAAAUGUUUUCAAUAUGUUGACUUAGAAUUUCAACACUAUUUUUCAAGUGAUGGUAAAAAUAAUACAUUUUUCUUCUCAGUGUCCAAGCAUUGAUAAUUGCCAAGUCAGUACAUGUAUGCAAAAUGUUUCUACAGUUGUUAAGACAAAAUCUUGCAUCUUUUUAUUUUAUUUCUAAUUUUAAUUCAAUCGUAGUACAAAACCUCUAGUAAUAAUUAGUUCAGUUAGGAAGAUUAAUUCAAUUUCUUGCAGUACUUGGCAUUUGUUUUGCUAUAAAAACAUAUUUUUUUUUUUAGAUAUAGCUUUUUCAUUGGUGUUGGUUUACACACAUUCAAAAGCCAGUUACUAUUGCUAAUCAUGCUUAUAAAUCUGUCAUCAAUUUGAGUAUAUUUGGCUCAGUGAUUUGGGUGAUUGAAUUUAUAUAUUAAAAUAUAUAUAUAUAUAUUGCUUGCCUGCAUCUCUGUGAGAUUGAGUGCAAUCAAUUACUUAAAAUUCAUGCCAUUUUUUUUUUAAAGCAAUGUUUGCUUGCCUUAUCUUUUUGUACUUUAGAGGAUCUCUUGAUAGAUUUAUUUCCCAUUUUGGAAAAGAAACCUAUAACAAAAAAUUUCUUGUUUCUGUAUUAGACACCAAAGUUACUUUCAUUUGAUUUAGACACUAACUUUUAGCCUUGACAGACAAUUUCAAAAUAUGUACUGACUUAAGAUUUUCAUUUUUUUUUUGUGUUAUCAGGACUAUAACUUUAUCCAAUGUAUUAUUGUGAGUGUAAAUAAUAAUUUAUAGUAAAACCUGUACAAAAAACUCAUGUUCCAAACCUUUCCCAAAGUAUGUGUUACUACAUAUUUUAUCAUCAUGAUUUGUAUGAGAGGUUGAAGGUCAUGGUUAAAAUGUGAACUCAGUUGGUGAUGGGUUGUUAGACAUUAUUGACAUCAUCUUGAUGAAUGUGACUCCCAUAAAACAGCUGUUUUUGUAAUGUUCAUGAUUUUCUUUUUGUCUGGCUCUUGGGAACAUUUUCCUUGAAUGGGGAAAUCAACUUUAACAAAUAGUUUUGAAGUUCAAAUCUGCACCAUGAACUUGGUUUAUAACAAUUUCAGGAAAAGCAUUUGAAAAAAAAAAAAAAUUGAACAAUUUGGUGAGGGAGUGUCAUUUAAAAUUUUCUCUCCCCAGAAACAACUUUUUUUCUGCCUGCUUUUGACUACUCCCUGAAAAACUAAACAUGCAUAAUUGUAUGCAAUUGUAUUUUUUUCCCUUGGUUUUGUAAAUACAUUUUAAAUAAUUGAAUUUGAAAAAAUCUAUUAAAAAAAUAAAAACCUU
Messenger RNA from Biomphalaria glabrata, 7317 nucleotides. RefSeq names its product eukaryotic translation initiation factor 4 gamma 3-like. Gene Ontology annotation, molecular function: protein binding; mRNA binding; translation initiation factor activity. NCBI's taxonomy places the organism in Eukaryota, Metazoa, Mollusca, Gastropoda, Planorbidae. The coding region runs from base 152 to 5683 and encodes 1843 amino acids. The record is from RefSeq and is a predicted model, not a curated record. The transcript is spliced from 33 exons. Gene Ontology annotation, cellular component: eukaryotic translation initiation factor 4F complex.